Molecule: messenger RNA, 533 nt
Organism: Chiloscyllium plagiosum (whitespotted bambooshark)
Lineage: Eukaryota; Metazoa; Chordata; Chondrichthyes; Orectolobiformes; Hemiscylliidae
Source: RefSeq, a predicted model, not a curated record
UAUAGUUGUUUGAACAUGAAAUUUGCUUAUUCUCCAAAUAAUCUAUUUCAUUGUGUUUUUAUAUCCCAGAUUGUAUUUGCAAAAGAUGCCCAUUAUGCCUUAGAAGAUAUUUCACAGUCUGGAUAUGAAGUGGUGGGGUUGGACUGGACUAUUCAGCCUAAAGUUGCACGUGAAAGAACAGGAAAGAAAGUAACCCUUCAAGGUAACAUGGAUCCUUGUGCACUCUAUGCAUCUAAGGAUAAAAUAAGCGAAAUAGUGAAGAAGAUGAUUGAAGAGUUUGGUACACAGUGCUACAUUGCAAAUCUGGGGCAUGGCAUGUAUCCUGAUAUGAAUCCUGAACAUGUGGCUACAUUUGUGGAUGCUGUCCAUACACACUCACGACAGAUAUGCAAGAACAAAUAGUACCGUCAGUACUAUAUACUAUGCUAUAGAAAGGAUUCAACUCCUUGGAACAAUGUUGAAUUGAAAGAGUUGCACUGAUAAUUAAUAGAAGAAUAUGUUUUAUAUGAAAUAAAGAUUUUAUUUCAACUGAA